Heteronotia binoei (common prickly gecko) is the source of this 1294-nucleotide messenger RNA. Its product is annotated as nucleus accumbens-associated protein 2-like. The transcript is spliced from 4 exons. Gene Ontology annotation, biological process: regulation of transcription by RNA polymerase II. The annotation marks the transcript as partial. Gene Ontology annotation, molecular function: DNA-binding transcription factor activity, RNA polymerase II-specific; protein binding; RNA polymerase II cis-regulatory region sequence-specific DNA binding. The record is from RefSeq and is a predicted model, not a curated record. Lineage: Eukaryota; Metazoa; Chordata; Lepidosauria; Squamata; Gekkonidae.
AUGUCAUCCCCGCAGCUGCUGCGCAUUGAGCUCCCCAACUUCGGCAGCACCGUGCUGGGCGCCCUGAACGAGCAGCGGCUGCUGGGCCUCUACUGCGACGUGUGCAUCGUGGUGAAGGGCCAGGCCUUCAAGGCCCACCGCGCCGUGCUGGCGGCCAGCAGCCUCUACUUCCGCGACCUCUUCAGCGGCAGCGGCAAGAGCACCUUCGAGCUGCCCGGCUCCGUGCCGCCCGCCUGCUUCCAGCAGAUCCUCGCCUUCUGCUACACCGGCAGGCUCACCAUGGCGGCCAGCGAGCAGCUCGUGGUCAUGUACACCGCCGGCUUCCUGCAGAUCCAGCACAUCGUGGAGAAGGGCACCGACCUCAUGUUCAAAGCCAGCUCGCCCCACUGCGACUCCCAGACGGCCGCGAGCGAAGAGCCCGGCUCCGCGCCGCACAGCCCCACCAACCCCGCGCAGCAGCAGCAGCAGCAGCAGGCCGCCGCCCCCGGGCCCUACCUCGUCUCCCCGGCCCUGCCCAUCCCCCUGCUCAGCCGCGUCAAGCACGAACAGAUGGAGCUGCCGCCCGCAGCCGCCAAGAGGGCCCUGGAGGCCCCUGCCCUGAAGUUGUCCCGCGUCUCCUACUAUGGAGUGCCCAGCCUCGCCUCUCUGCUCCCAAGCGCGCCCCCGGGGCCGUACUCGCAAGGGGAGCGCACCAGCCCCGGCGGCAGCAGCAGCAUCCCGACCACCGACAGCCCCACCUCCUAUCACAACGAGGAGGAUGAAGAGGAGGACGAAGCUUACGACACCAUGGUGGAAGAGCAGUAUGGGCAGAUGUUCAUCAAAGCCACGGGGGGCUAUACAGGGCCUCCAGAGAAACCAGAACAGGUGCCACUAGAGAGCCGCUCCUGUGUCCUCAUUCGCCGAGACUUAGUUGCUCUCCCAGCAAGUCUCAUCAGUCAAAUUGGAUAUCGGUGCCAUCCAAAACUCUACUCAGAAGGAGAUCCUGGAGAGAAACUUGAACUUGUUGCAGGUUCUGGUGUCUACAUCACCCGUGGGCAGCUGAUGAACUGUCACCUGUGUGCAGGUGUGAAACACAAAGUCCUCCUGCGGCGCCUCCUGGCAACAUUCUUUGACAGGAACACUUUGGCCAACAGCUGUGGGACAGGAAUCCGGUCUUCCACCAGCGACCCCAGCCGGAAGCCCCUUGACAGCAGGGUGCUCAAUGCCGUGAAACGUAAGUGGAAGGAAACUGGCAAGUCCCACAGAGCUUCAAUGCCUCUUGUGCAUAUUAAAGAUCCUAAAAGGCAGUUAAGCU